Beta vulgaris subsp. vulgaris (sugar beet) is the source of this 1010-nucleotide messenger RNA. Its product is annotated as heavy metal-associated isoprenylated plant protein 31. The transcript is spliced from 3 exons. The record is from RefSeq and is a predicted model, not a curated record. NCBI's taxonomy places the organism in Eukaryota, Viridiplantae, Streptophyta, Magnoliopsida, Caryophyllales, Amaranthaceae. The coding region runs from base 409 to 819 and encodes 136 amino acids. Gene Ontology annotation, molecular function: metal ion binding.
GGUUGAUAUGAGAUAUCACGGUUUUUGAAAACACGCGUGCCCUUGGAAGUUUUGAUAUCUCUCUUUCCAAAUUUCAAAACCCAAUGAAUGCCAUUUUCUCUCCUACUACAAAAUACAAAUAAUAGGGGGAGGGGGAGUUGUAAUAAAAAGCUUCUUAUUAUGUCUAACCAACCACCUCAGAGCUCAGCCUCCAUAAAUAUGUCAUUUGCGCUUAUUUCUUAACUACAAAUACUAUUAGCUAGCGAGCUCACAUUAUAUUUUGCAUCCUCUUCCUCUCUAUAUAUAGAAGCAUAUCUCAAGUCACAACACAUACACAUUAUAUAUCUUUCUUUCUUUCUCAAAGUUUUGGUGUUUAUUUCUGUCUUUCAUUCUCAAAACUUUUAAAGAAGCUUGCAAGUACUAAUAAAGAUGUCUAUGGUGGAGGUUUUAGUGCCAAACCUUGAUUGUGAAGGAUGUUCAUCCAAGUUAAAAAAGGCUCUCUACAAACUCAAAGGAGUUGAGGAUAUAGAAGUAGACAUGGACGCCCAAAAGGUGACAGUAAAGGGAUAUAGACUAGAAGAGAGGAAAGUAAUCAAGGCAAUCAAAAGGGCAGGCAAAGCAGCAGAACCAUGGCCUUUUCCUUCACAUUCUCACUAUGCCUCAUUUUACAAGUACCCUUCUUACAUUGCCAACCAUUACUACGACACUUCCGACGGCUCCGCGCCAAGCGUGCACGCUUUCUUCCAUACGCCGGCUGUCUACUCCGUGGCCGUGGCAUCGGAUGAUGCGGUGGCCUCCAUGUUUAGUGAUGAUAAUCCUCAUGCUUGUAGUAUUAUGUGACAUGAAUUAGUAAGCAAUAGUCAGCAGCUGGUCUCAUAUUUGCCUAUUCAAAUUAUAUAUUGUGAUUUUCUUUGCAAGUGUAUGAUCGUUGUAUACUUGUAUUGUUUGAUUGUUUCAUGCUUUGCCAAAUUAUGACCACCGUGUUAUGCUAGUAUAUAUGAUCAUUAAAUUUUAUCGAUCCAAAAUUUCAA